AUGGCGCCGUACCGACCGCCACAUAUGCGGAACCAACCUCCGCUACCGAAGCUGGUGUGUUCAAAUCGGAAUGAAGUCAUUCGCACUCAGCCGAGCCAGAGCGACACCAUCGCCACCUUGACAGCGAACCUGGCGGAGGAGUUCCACGUGCCGGAGGAGCUCAUCAGCCUCGCACUCGAAAAGAAUGGUGCGCCCAUGCAGGAUGCCAAAAAGGAGUUGACCGCCCUAGGUGAGUGCACCAUACACGUGACAGUGAAGCCCGCGAGUCACGAGCAGAUGGAGAACUACAUCCGCUCAAAGGGCUCCGAUCACUUCUUGGGGGCAGAGUUGAAGUUGAUGACGAACACAGGCGAGGAGCUCAAAGGAGAGCUUUACUGCAUACAAGAGCAAGAUGGCUCCUGCAUUUUGCGGGAGAAGCUCAGCAACGGAUGCGCCAAUUAUUGGUGGCUGAAGUGGAACAUUAUCACCAGCAUUAGUAUUGAGAGCAUGCCAGACAAGAAAAGAUCCGACUUCAGGCCUGCCGUCAGUGUUCCAGCCCUGGAGCGUCGAAGCUAA
Symbiodinium natans is the source of this 555-nucleotide messenger RNA. NCBI's taxonomy places the organism in Eukaryota, Dinophyceae, Suessiales, Symbiodiniaceae. The record is from the annotation of a GenBank genome assembly.